UUAUCUGGAGAUGAUCCCUUCGAACACACCUGGCAAAGAUUCGAAAUAAAAAGCUUCCUCGCGUGAUAUAUAGUUGAGCACGUAAGUGUGCUCUCGAGCUAUUUUACCUGGAGAAACCGUAAGCUAAGUUUAGCAGAUAGAGAGGAUGGACUUACUGAUCUUGAUGUUGGGGUUCUACCUCUCCUGGGGGCUGCUCCGAGCCCUCCUCUACAUUGUAAACAAAGGUAAAUCGGGCAAAGUUGGGAAGCUGCCUCCAGGUCCGAGGCCGCUCCCGGUGAUUGGGAACCUUCUCGAGCUCGGGUCUCUACCCCACAGGUCCCUGACCAAGCUUGCUAGUGCCCACAGUCCAAUCAUGAGCCUCAAACUGGGCUCCAUCACCACUGUGGUCGUCUCCUCAGCCUCAAUGGCUCGAGAGAUCCUCCAGACCCACGAUGUUUCCUUCUCCAAUCGCCUUAUUCCCGAUUCCUCUACCCCGUUCCGCCAUCAUGAGCAUGGGCUGCCUUGGGUCCCUGUCUCUCCGCUCUGGAGGAACCUCCGCCGGAUUUGCAACGUGCACCUGUUUGCACCCAAGGCCCUUGACUCUAACCAACACCUCCGCCACCAAAAAAUCCAGGAACUCUCGGCUUAUGUCAAGAAGUGCAGUGAGACAGGAAGCUCGGUGAACAUUGGCGAGGCAGCAUUCAGGACUUCACUCAACCUGCUGGGAAGCACGAUCCUCUCCAUGGACCUAGCAGAUCCUACCUCGGAGUCAGCCAAGGAAUUCAAGGAGUUAGUUGGGCAGAUCAUGGUGGAAGUAGGGAAGCAGAACGUGGCGGACUACUUCCCGGUUCUUAAGUGGCUGGACCCACAGGGUGUGAGGCAAAGGAUGACUAGUUACGGCAGACGGAUGCUCGAUAUUUUCGGUACGAUCAUCAAAAACAGGUUGCAGCACCAGAAUGUCUCUGGAUUUGGGAGGAAGAAUGAUAUGCUGGAAACUCUUCUUGACCUUAGCAAAGAUAAAGAGGAGGGCUUGGACCUCGUUCUAAUUGAGCACCUGUUUUUGGAUCUGUUUGGUGCGGGGACUGAUACCACUUCAAGCACAUUGGAGUGGGCGAUGGCUGAGCUGCUUCGUAAUCCUGAGAAGUUAUCCAAAGCACAGGCCGAGCUCGAACAGGUGAUCGGCAGGGGCAACCCUGUCAAAGAAUCUGACAUUGCACGACUGCCAUAUAUACAGGCUACAGUGAAGGAGACCUUCCGGAUGCACCCAGCCGCCCCACUGCUACUCCCCCGAAGAGCCAGAGCCACGGUGCAGGUUGGCGGCUACACCAUACCGGAGGGCGCACAAAUCUUAGUCAAUGUCUGGGCUGUAGGCAGAGAUACUGCCACGUGGAAAAACCCGGACGAGUUUAUUCCAGAGAGGUUCCUGGGACUGGACAUGGAUGUCAAGGGACGGAACUUUGAGCUCUUGCCAUUUGGCGGAGGGCGGAGAAUAUGCCCGGGCACGCCAUUGGCCAUAAGAAUGCUGCAUUUGAUGCUUGGUUCGCUCCUUAACUUCUCCAAUUGGAGGCUCGAAGAUGGUGUUUCUCCAGAAACCAUGGAAAUGGGAGAGAAGUUCGGGAUCACUUUACAGAAGGCACAACCUCUCCGAGCCGUGCCUUUACGAAUCGAGAUAUAAUAUCUUGAAUGAGAAACUUAUAUAAUUACUUAUAGUUCGACUCUGAGCCCACAUAUCCUUAAGAUACACAUAGCAGAGGACAUCAGAAUAGGCAGAGUCUCGUCUGAUCAGAGUAUAACUGAUCUUGUCUGCUAUGUCAAUUGGUUAUAUUAAUAUUCUGAUCUUGUCUGCUUUGUGAACCAAUUCAUUUUGGUUACUCAAUGAGCUAGAUUCAGCACCCAGUAAAUAUUCUGAUUUCGGGCAGUUCAUCUUUUGUUAUGCAAUCAAUUAAGCACCACCCAGUUUUCAUUCU
This is a messenger RNA of Punica granatum (pomegranate), 1946 nucleotides long. Lineage: Eukaryota; Viridiplantae; Streptophyta; Magnoliopsida; Myrtales; Lythraceae. The record is from RefSeq and is a predicted model, not a curated record.